GUUCAGCCCAAGAACAAGGAAAUACUAUAAUAGGAGUGCAGCAGUACGUGUUUACGUUAGAACUGCAAGGGAAAAUGUUAUAAACUAAAUGAUAUAUUCAUCGGUCGUGUGUCAUAUCGAAUAUAUUGUGAACCUUUAUAUACAUGUACAUAAAACUUGUUGUGACAAGAAAUGUGAAUGUUUUAAGAUUAUAAAGAAGACUUUCCAUCAUUGCACAGCGGAUCGGGACAAUCAGGAAGCCGUGGUUAGACAACAUUAUGAUAAAAGCAAGAUGGAUAAUACCAUGCCAUACCAAGACAAACAAGGAAGGACUUGUGGAUUUCUAAACAUCCUUGAAAAAGAGUCCUCUACCAACUCGAAGAGGAGAUACUUUGUUCUUGAACCUCGUGAUGAGUUGUUGAAAUACUAUCUUGAUAACCCUAAUAAUUUGGCUUCAGAUCAGCAAUACCCAUGUGGGGAAAUCAGUACUACUGUUAUAUCAAAGGUUAGUGAAGUUUCCAAGAAACAGAAACCAAAACUGAAUUCCUGCUUUGUGAUUAAUCAUGCAGGCAAAGCGUUAUAUCUACAAGCAGAGUCUGCUGAAGAUAUGCAUGGAUGGGUGUAUGCCUUGAAUAACGUCAGUAAAAUAACAGUUCCUGUAGAGGAAUCCAAGCAUCUAAAUGACCCUGAAGCAGGCUACAAGACAGAGAUUGCUGGAGGAGUCCCCAUCAAAAUUCCAAUUAGGAAUGAGAACUCUAAUGACUCGAAUCCCUCCAGUGAGAGCGAGGAGAGCAAUGACAAUACCAGGAUUGUGGCUGGUUCACAGAACGCAGUCAAGAAAGGUUACUGUGUCAAACAGGGAGGCGUGAGGAAAAACUGGAAGAGGAGGUAUUUUGUUGUGAAUGACAAAAGCUUAGCAUAUUACAGUAAUGACCAGUCAGAAGAACCUUUAAGAUUAAUUUCAAAAAAUGACAUCGUAGAUGUACGGAAAGCAAAUACAUCACCUGGCAUGAGGGACAAUCUAUUUGAAGUUGUUACAACUAAAAGAACUUUUUAUAUACAGUGUGACACCCCAGAAGAUGUACAAGAGUGGAUAGCAGCUAUAGAGACUCUGGUCACCAACCAAACAUCGCACAGGAAAAGUGACACUGUAGAUUCCAGCGAAGUUGAUCUCACUGUGACCAAAGUCUUCCCUCAGAACAAAUGGGAUGACCGGUUUAGCAAGUCCAUGUUUGUUAAGAAACCAAGCCCGCUCAGCACAGAACCACGGAAAGACACAACUCUGCCCCACGUCACAUCCGGUCAGAGGGGGCCACGGAUGGGGGUUUAUUAUCCAUCCAAACAGAGCAUCAUUAACCAGAAGCAACCGGAUCCUCAUCCUGCUGUUGGUUCGUCUGAGCAUGCGCUACCACGUGGUCUGGUCCAAGAGGAUGUUGACGCACAGCGAAGGGCAGAGAAACCCGAACCAAAAGGAAAAGCGCCGCUCAAAAAACAACGAAGUUGGUUCCUGUGGUAGACCCCACACCCCUUUUAAUUUUCAUGUUGCGGUAUCCUUCAAAGGGUCCAUUUUAAACAUCUUGGAAGUUUUCACUGUUUUUCCGAGGAAUGGUUCAGUUAUCAAUUUAUUUAUAAAAAAAUGUAUGGCGAUUUCUAUUUUUUUCGUAUGGUACAAACGCACAUUUACCAAAAGGGUAACUGUAGAGCCUUAAAAUACUCUUUUCCUAUUUACAGUUGUAAGAGUAUAAUUGUUUAAUUUUUAGAUGCUUCACUCUUUUUUCUAGCACAGUUCAAACACACUUAAUUUUACCGCAACGCAUUGAGUCGAAUAAGAGUGCAUUAUUUACAUAGUACAUUCAGUACUACAUUUUCGUAACACAGGGUGAUAUUUUCGUGAAUUAAAUGUCUUUAUUUGUUUAGUUUUGCUCUGUUGUCGGCCCUUUAGUUACUCUCAUUUCCUAUACCGUUUGAUAUAUGUUUGGUAUUGAUGUUGUUGCUUUGACCUACUCAAUACCUACAUGUACAUUUAUAUUGUUUACAUUUUGUCUAUUUCUGUUUAGCUGGUCAAUGCAACAAAAUUUUUAAGUCGAUUCUAUCGUCCCUUUAAUUGCUAUAGAAACACUUUUAAAAUAAAACAAAUGGUUGUUUACAAUCGCAAGUUUGUUUUAAAACUCAUCAUUGAAAAGGUUUAACAAGAAAUAUUCCUGUUUACAAUUCCGUGCAUUCAUGUUACUUUGUGUGUAAGCAAUUGAAUGUGUCAGCACUCUAAUAAAGGUUUAGUUGUAAAACAUGGGAGGCCACACCAUCCUUGCCUUGUUUUUAGCUAUUAAACGUGAAAUAAGAGUUCUAUUAAGGCCACUGACUGGCCGCACCCUCAUAGAGGACACUGACCUACAUUUCCACAUAUUCCGGGUCAAAAUAUUGAUAAACUUUUUCAAAUUUCCACUAAAACAACUAUAAGAUUGUCAGCUACAUUGUUAUGCAGUGAUUUAUUCUCUUUAUAAUGUGUACAUGUACAUAUAUAAAAAUAAAAUAUAUAAUGUUACAGAUGAGAUAAAUACAAUGAAAAUUGUACGUGCCAUGUUAAACAUAAUUAUGUCCUUAUAUUGUAUACUUGUGAUCAAUAUGUAUCUGAAUGCUCUAUUGUGGAUCAGCUUUCCAUAGAUCUUUGUGUUAUGAAUUUCUGUCUCCUUGUUUUCUUGUUGCUUCUGGUUUAUUUUACAUGUUUAUUUUAUGGAUUAACAAAAUAAAUUGAAAAACCUGAGAAAUGUGACAUCCUAUUUGCAUAUCAUGAAUAAUAAGGGGUUUCUUUCUACAUAACUAUGAGAUUAAGUCUGCAAAACCUUGACAAGAAAAUUUUACAACCCACACACUAAUUUGAGAGAG
Molecule: messenger RNA, 2862 nt
Organism: Magallana angulata
Lineage: Eukaryota; Metazoa; Mollusca; Bivalvia; Ostreida; Ostreidae
Product: pleckstrin homology domain-containing family A member 2-like
Exons: 13
Coding region: 89-1495 (468 amino acids)
Source: RefSeq, a predicted model, not a curated record